Plectropomus leopardus (leopard coralgrouper) is the source of this 2424-nucleotide messenger RNA. It is a transcript of the gene pmpca, whose product is annotated as peptidase, mitochondrial processing subunit alpha. Lineage: Eukaryota; Metazoa; Chordata; Actinopteri; Perciformes; Serranidae. The record is from RefSeq and is a predicted model, not a curated record. Gene Ontology annotation, molecular function: metal ion binding; metalloendopeptidase activity. Gene Ontology annotation, cellular component: mitochondrion.
GUCACUCUCUGGUCACCGAAGAUCCAAGAUGGCGACUCACAUGUCGAGGUGUAGAGGCUGGAGUCGUGUUCAAAGGUUUGGGAUCGCAGCUUACAGAAAGUACAGCAGUGGAGGCGGAUACCCAAAUAUCUCCCUCUCGGCACCUCUGCCUGGGAUCCCUAAGCCAGUGUUUGCAUCUGUGGAUGGUCAGGAAAAAUAUGAGACCAGGAUCACUACUCUAGAAAAUGGCCUCAAAGUUGCCUCCCAAAACAAGUUUGGCCAAUUCUGCACAGUUGGAAUUUUAGUAAACUCUGGAUCCAGACAUGAAGCAAAGUACCCAAGUGGAAUAGCACACUUUAUAGAGAAACUCGCCUUUUCUUCCACAGCUCAGUACGGGAGUAAAGAUGAAAUUCUCCUCACGCUGGAAAAACACGGAGGGAUAUGUGACUGCCAAACAUCAAGAGAUACCACCAUGUAUGCAGUGUCUGCUGAGGUGAAGGGUCUGGACACGGUGGUCAAUCUUCUCUCUGAUGCUGUUCUGCAGCCUCGCCUGCUGGAUGACGAGAUCGAGAUGACCAGAAUGGCGGUACGCUUUGAGUUAGAAGAUCUAAACAUGAGGCCCGAUCCUGAACCUUUACUCACUGAGAUGAUUCAUGCCGCUGCAUAUCGAGGCAACACAGUCGGACUGCCUCGCUUCUGUCCUGCAGACAACGUGGACAAGAUUGACAAGAAAGUUCUUCACAGCUACCUGCGUAACUACUACUGUCCUGAGCGGAUGGUGCUGGCUGGAGUGGGAAUCGAGCACGAGCAGCUGGUCGAAUGUGCCAGGAAAUACCUGCUAGAUACAAAGCCGGUGUGGGGAACGAGCACAGUGGCCAACGUGGACCUCUCUGUAGCCCAGUACACUGGAGGCAUCGUCAAGAUGGAGAAGGAUAUGUCAGAUGUCAGCCUUGGCCCCACCCCGAUCCCAGAGCUCACCCACAUCAUGAUCGGCCUGGAGAGCUGCUCCUUCUUGGAGGAAGACUUCAUCCCAUUCGCAGUGCUCAACAUGAUGAUGGGCGGAGGGGGCUCCUUUUCUGCGGGAGGACCUGGGAAAGGCAUGUUCACUCGCCUGUACCUGAACGUGCUCAAUAGACAUCAUUGGAUGUACAAUGCCACCUCUUACCAUCACAGCUAUGAGGACAGCGGUCUGCUGUGUAUCCACGCCAGUGCAGACCCCAGACAGGUGCGGGAAAUGGUGGAGAUCAUAACCAGAGAGUUCAUUCAGAUGGCUGGCAGCGCAGGAGAGAUGGAGCUGGAGAGGGCAAAGACUCAGCUCAAGUCCAUGUUGAUGAUGAACCUCGAAUCCCGGCCGGUUAUUUUUGAAGAUGUUGGUCGUCAGGUUCUUUCCACAGGAAAGAGAAAGCUGCCGCAUGAGCUGUGUGAUCUAAUAAGCAACGUGACAGCCAGUGACAUCAAGAGAGUAACCACGAAGAUGCUGCGCAGUAAGCCGGCAGUAGCAGCUCUGGGAGACCUGACGGAGAUGCCCACGUACGAACACAUCCAGGCCGCCCUGUCCAGCAAAGACGGACGUCUGCCCCGCAUGUAUCGCCUCUUCCGGUAGACCUCACUGGCAUCACAACAUCACUGUAAAUAAACUGGAAGAUUUCACUUCAAUUAGUGUUCCCUCCCACCACAGAACUCGACACAGCUCACUCUGGGAGGGGACUAAUACCCGGGCUCUCGGCUGAACCUCUGAGAGUGGAUUUUAAAGAAAAGUUACAUUUUACUCGACAGUAACGGUAGUCUACAUACAGUCUACAUAUCUGUGUUUAUUGUUUGUGGGCUGGAAGCCAUAUUUCAUUAUUUACAGGGGGGUUUGCAGAAGUUUGGUCUUAAGGGCAGUUCAUCCCAAAGCCAAAAUUUUAGUGUUAACUUCCUGAUUCAAAACCCAAUAUUAACCUGUUAUUUUAAGUUUAUGAAUGAAUGGCACACUGUUGACGUAUCUUCACUGUGUCUCACAACCCUUACAGUGUCUAAACUUCCUUUCUAUUGAACUGUUAUUUUUCUCUCAGCUUGUACACGUACCAUCUCCAAAAGUCACCGAGCUCCACUUCGAGCCUUUUCCACAGUUGAUUGAUCAGAAAACAGUCAAAAAAUCAUACUUUUUAUUCAACAGCACUUCAUUGGCUCUUAACAGGCUCAGUGAACUCCACACACAGCUAUGGUAAACAGAUUAUUAAAGGAAUUCUUGUAUAAUUUUGGAUAAAUAACAACAACUGAGGCCAAUUUGUCCUCACAACUGAAAUCAUGGUUUCUGUCAUCAUGUUUCAUGUGCGCUGUUAGAAGACAAAUCCAAAGUGAAACCUGUUUUUUGUAUUUAUGUGGUUGUGUCGAUGCCCUUGCAAAUUAAAAAAAAAUAUAUAUAUAUAAACGGGAUAAAUUAAAGGAAUAUUCGACUUAAAA